Molecule: messenger RNA, 759 nt
Organism: Branchiostoma belcheri (Belcher's lancelet)
Lineage: Eukaryota; Metazoa; Chordata; Leptocardii; Amphioxiformes; Branchiostomatidae
Product: 40S ribosomal protein S8-like
Exons: 6
Coding region: 69-695 (208 amino acids)
Biological process (GO): maturation of SSU-rRNA from tricistronic rRNA transcript (SSU-rRNA, 5.8S rRNA, LSU-rRNA); translation
Cellular component (GO): cytosolic small ribosomal subunit; ribosome
Molecular function (GO): structural constituent of ribosome
Source: RefSeq, a predicted model, not a curated record
CCGAAAGUUACGAGGGGACUUUUACCCACAGUUCCUAGCGACUUCCUCUUUCCAGCUCGGCCGCCAUCAUGGGUAUCUCCCGUGACAACUGGCACAAGAGGCGCUCGACCGGAGGUCGGCGUAACCCAAUCAGGAAGAAGAGAAAGUACGAGCUCGGUCGUCCGCCAGCAAACACCAAGCUUGGCGCCAAGCGUGUCCAUCUUGUACGCUGCAGAGGCGGGAACGUGAAGUUCCGAGGACUCCGAUUGGACACCGGCAACUUUUCCUGGGGCUCUGAAGCCAUCUCCCGUAAGACCCGUGUCAUCGAUGUCAUGUACAACGCUAGCAACAACGAGUUGGUGCGUACCAAGACGCUGGUGAAGGGCGCUAUCGUCCAGAUCGACAGCACGCCGUUCCGCCAGUGGUACGAAGCACACUACGCCCUCCCUCUCGGACGCAAGAAGGGACAGAAACUGAGUGAGGCUGAAGAGGCAGUCUUGAACAAAAAAGCGUCUAAGAAGGUCAUGAAGAUGUACAGGGAGAGGCAAAAGAAAGCCAAGGUUGCCCAGCCUCUGGAGGAACAGUUUAUGCAAGGAAGAUUGCUCGCCUGUAUUGCAUCGAGACCAGGCCAGGUGGGGCGGUGUGACGGCUACAUUCUUGAAGGGAAGGAACUCGAGUUCUAUUCCAGGAAGAUCAAGGCCAAGAAGGGCAAAUAGGCAACACAGGAAGGACGGCACUAUUCCUGACAUGCACUAUAUAAAAUCUACAAAUUGAAAAGUA